UUAGACAUUAGUACGAGUUGGUCAACGAGUUUGUGUGGAGGAUGUUACGCAGGACGGGCAAAUCGAAACCGGCGAGUGAAUUGGAAUCGGGGCCAAGUUGGGGUGUUCAUCAUCAGCCAAUGCCUUUGUCUCCGACGAGACCGGCCACGCUUCCGCGGACGAGAGGCAGAAAAUGCCGCGCUCCAGCGAUACCGCCACCCGAACACAACUAUGGAUUGGCGAAAGUGGGUCGUUCGGCGAUAACGACCGGAAUGGCGACGUUCCAUCUCCAUCAUCCGCGGAGAAAGUUCCACAUGCCUUGUAAAGGCAGGCUCAUCCUGCCGACAGGCGAAGACGAGGUUUACCACUGGCAAUCGCACAAUGUCAGGACGUCCGGCGUGGACGACAUGGUGUUGCUCUCGCGAGUUACAGAAGAUGAAAUCGUCUCCAAUUUACGUAAACGCUAUUUGGACGAUCAAAUAUUUACGUACAUCGGCCCAGUCCUCGUCUCAGUCAACCCAUUCAAAAACAUGCCUUACUUCACCGACAAGGAAAUUGAGCUUUACCAGGGCGCUGCUUCGUAUGAAAACCAACCACACGUUUAUGCUUUGGCAGAUAACAUGUACCGCAACAUGUUAAUCGACGCUGAGAAUCAAUGCGUUAUCAUCAGUGGCGAAUCUGGUGCGGGUAAAACAGUUGCGGCUAAAUACAUAAUGAAUUACAUCGCUCGGGUAUCGGGGGGUGGCGACCGCGUACGCCACUUAAAAGACGUCAUACUCGAGUCCAAUCCACUCCUGGAAGCCUUCGGCAACGCAAAAUCGGUUCGCAACAAUAACUCCAGCCGCUUCGGAAAAUACGUGGAAAUUCAAUUCUCAACGGGAGGCCAGCCGGUCGGAGGCAAGAUCUCAAAUUUUUUACUGGAAAAAUCCCGCGUCGUCAUGCGCAGUCGCCAAGAAAGGAGCUUCCAUAUUUUCUACCAAUUAUGCGCUGGAGCCGACUCUCGUAUGGAAGAGCAAUUGGGGCUGGCCACUCCGGAGAAUUACGCCUACCUCAACCAGAGCGGCACUUACACAGUCGAAGGCACUAACGACGUUCAAGAGUUUCAAGAAACCAUUAAAGCCAUGUCCGUCGUGGGUCUAAGCGCUCAAGAACAACAAAACGUUCUGCAAUUGGUAGCCGCCAUUCUACACCUGGGCAACAUUUCAUUCACCGAGGACCGUAGCAAUUUCGCCAGCGUCCAUGAUGACCGAUAUUUGGAUUUCCCGGCUUUCUUGUUAGAAAUCGAUGCAGUGGCAUUAAAAUCAAAGCUGACCGGUCGCAUAUUUGAAAGCCAUCGCGAAAAAGUCAACAUGACCCUCAACGUCGAACAGGCCUGCUAUAGCCGGGACGCCUUGGCCAAGGGAUUGUACAGUCGAAUGUUCGAUUUCCUCGUUCAGAAAGUAAACACUGCCAUGGUAACGACGACGCAGGGCUACAGCACUGGCAUUUUGGAUAUUUACGGCUUUGAAAUUUUCGAGAAAAACGGAUUCGAACAGUUCUGCAUCAACUUUGUCAACGAGAAAUUGCAGCAGAUCUUCAUCGAACUGACUCUCAAAGCCGAACAGGAGGAAUACGUGCAAGAAGGCAUCAAAUGGACUGCAAUCGACUAUUUCAACAACCAAAUCGUCUGCGAGCUGAUCGAAGGCCGUCGACCUCCUGGCGUGCUGGCCAUCCUAGACGACGUGUGUGCUACGCUCCACGCAGUCAGCGAAGGUGCCGACAAUGACCUCAAACAGAAAUUAUGCUCCAGUGUCGGCAGCCAUCAGCAUUUCGAGUCGUGGAAGUCCGGCUUCACGAUCCACCACUACGCCGGCAAAGUCAGCUACGAAGUCGAGGGCUUCUGCGACCGCAACCGCGACAUUUUCUUCAACGAUCUGAUCGAAUUGAUGCAAAAUUCCAAAAACUCGUUCAUACGCGGUCUGUUUCCCGAAGUGCUGGCCCCUAACUCGACGAAAACGCGUCCCACAACGGCCGGUUCCAAGAUCAAGUCGCAGGCCAAUCAGCUCGUUGAGGCUCUCAUGAAAUGUACACCUCACUAUAUUCGGUGCAUUAAACCAAACGAGACCAAAAGGCCGCACGACUGGGAAGAGGCGAGAGUCAAACAUCAAGUGGAAUAUCUCGGCCUGAAGGAAAACAUUCGUGUCAGGCGCGCCGGAUUCGCCUACAGACGACCGUUUGAAAAAUUCCUCAAAAGGUAUGCCAUUAUCAGCAAACAAACGUGGCCAGCGUGGAGAGGAGACCCACGGGCUGGAAUCAAAAUCGUCAUGGAAGCCGUCAACAUGGAUCCAGCCGAAUAUCAGCUGGGCAAAAGCAAAGUUUUCAUCAAGACGCCUGAAUCGCUGUUCCUGCUGGAAGAAAUGAGAGAACGCCGAUACGAUCAUUACGCGAGAGUCAUUCAAAAAGCGUUUUGCCGUUAUUUUGCACGUCGACAGCGCCAGAAACAACGCGAACAAGCAGCCGAAAUCGUGUUCGGGAAAAAGGAGCGCCGUAGGUUUUCGCUUAACCGCGGUUUCGUCGGCGAUUAUAUUGGUUUGGACAAUCAACCUGCUCUGCGCGCUCUGGUGGGUAAACGAGAAAAAAUUGAAUUCGCCGAGACCGUCCUCAAAUACGACCGACGAUUCCAGGCUACCAAACGUGAUCUCAUUUUGACUGGGAAAACCGUCUUCCUCAUCGGUCGUGACAAGGUCAAAAAAGGACCAAAGAAAGGGCAGAUUUUCGAAGUGGUCAAACGAAGGAUACCAAUCGAUACAAUCAGACAAAUUUCAACAAGUACAAAGCAGGACGAUUUCCUCGUUUUGCAUGUGAACAAUGAGUAUGAUACACUCAUCAGGUCCAUCUUCAAGACAGAGCUGUUGUCUACCCUUAAUCGAAAACUGAAAGAGAACUUCAACAGAGUUCUCACCAUGAACUUCACCGACAACAUGGAGGUUUCCAUCAAGAAGGAAGGAUGGUCUGGUGGUGGAUUCAGGAUGGUAAAAGUGAUUGCAGGAAAUGGCGAAGAACCAAUCUUGAAGAUGUCUGGAAAAACCUUGCUCGUCUCAAUUGGACCUGGAUUACCAAACACAAUGAGACCAUCUCUUCGAUUGGAACCUGAUAACGAGACACUGGAGGUGGCUCGUCGUGUGGUCACAGUCGUGAAUUCCAAGACAAAGGGAAUCAACAACAACAAUCAUAUACCUCAAAGUCAGCAAUCAAAAAGGAUUCAUGCACAAGGAAGGGCGCCAAAUUCAGUCAAUCAAAUCAGACCCACGAGAAACGCACCAGCUGCACCUUCAAAUCGCGCUCCAAGUAUUGCACAAGGAAAUCCCAAUCCGGCUGCAAGAAACACUAACUGCUACGUGGAGCCACCUGGCGGUCUUAAAAAGAACCCUUCCUUCAAUCGUGCUUCCCGCGCUCCACCGCCGCCGUCUCAUCCUCCUCCGGCAAAUCAGCCGGUCGUACGCCCAGCUGUACCUAACAGUCAAGGAGGAUUCCGACUUCCCAAUCCAGGAGCAUUUCGAUUACCGACUACCAAUCCAGGAGCAUUUCGAUUACCGACUACCAAUCCAGGUCAACAACAAAGGCAACAGCAUCCGCAGACGGGGCAUCCACGCAACAGCGGUGCAUCAUCCACGGUGACGUCACAAGCCAGCGGCGGAGGCUACACCGAUCCACAACGGCAACAAGAUUUUAUGCGAACGCCGGACCCGGGUGUCAGCGGGGUGAAAAGGGCAAGCCUACACAAAUCGCAAGAGCUGAAGCAGAUUCAACCCGCACCUCGAGCACCGGCCAAGCCUCGAAUUGAACCGAAACCUCCAGCACUAGCCAAAGCUCGGGCCUUGUACGUCUACCAGGCUCAAGACACGGACGAGUUAAGUAUGGACGUCGGUGAUAUCAUCGAAAUCAUAUCAGAAGAUCCUUCGGGAUGGUGGCAGGGUCGACUGAGGGGCAAGCAAGGACUUUUACCUGGAAACUACGUCCAAAAAUUGUGAUGUGGGCCAACAGAUAACAAAAAGACACACACACACACAAACCAAAUGAAGCCCAAAAAAAAAGAAAAAAAAAAUUUGCAUGCCCUUUUUUUUUUCUAUUUCUAAUAUUCCCCGCGAGAGCAAUGAAAUUUUAAAGCAAGGUUGUUCCAAACUCCGAUUCACAUACAUAGCUCCUUUACCGAUUUUUCUAUACAUCCCAUAAAAAAUAAAUAAAAAUAUCGUUGUACCUUUUUCUUGAUUGAACGCUGAUUCUUUAGUAUAUAAUGAAAAUCUAUUUGAAUUUACACGAGCGCCAAGUCGAGUCAAAAUAGCCGGUCGAAGCGGAUAACAUUCUAAACGACUCUUAUGUUUAUUUGUCAAUUUUCUUUUUUCGUCUAUUGUUUUUUAUUGUUGCAAUUUCGACUCGUUAACUUUUUUGUUGGUUAUACAUUCUGAUAAUAAACUACGACUUGAUUGGAGUAAAA
Messenger RNA from Daphnia carinata, 4453 nucleotides. RefSeq names its product unconventional myosin-If-like. Gene Ontology annotation, biological process: vesicle transport along actin filament; actin filament organization. The record is from RefSeq and is a predicted model, not a curated record. Gene Ontology annotation, cellular component: microvillus; vesicle; actin cytoskeleton. Gene Ontology annotation, molecular function: microfilament motor activity; actin filament binding; ATP binding. NCBI's taxonomy places the organism in Eukaryota, Metazoa, Arthropoda, Branchiopoda, Diplostraca, Daphniidae. The transcript has 27 exons. The coding region runs from base 42 to 3989 and encodes 1315 amino acids.